UAAACCUAGUUAUGAAUAUGAGAAAAGCUACAGCUCCUGAAGCUUUAGUAAAUAUAUAAUAGUUUAUUCUUAUUCUGGAGUGGUAUUGGAAAUUUGGAACUUCUCGUUUCAUCCUGUAUUGUAUACAACAGAUUAGCGGGCAUGUCAGGGACGGAUCGUUGAUAGAUCUAAACCCGAAUAUUGCGUUUCCAUACCCGGUCACCAAGGCCUAGUAUAGAGAAUUAGCGACCCAGGUUGAGCGGUAAGCGAAUGAAAAUCGAGUAUAUUAACUGAUAGUUUAGCUGAGACUUGAGGUCUGGGAUCGUUUAUAAGCGCCGAUCAUUCCCACCCAGUCAGAGUCUACAUUUUCACUUUUAAGAUCUUGAGACCAAGCCUUCAAUCCAUCUAUAUUUUGACCCUCUGAAAAAAAGUGCGAAUAUCAUGGCGCGUACGAAUUAUAUCAUCUCUCAGGGCUCCAGAAUCCUAGUCACUGGAGCUAAUGGUUACAUCGCAUCUCAUGUGUGCGAUAUUCUUCUGGGUCUUGGAUAUGACGUGCGGGGUACAGUAAGGUCCGAAAAACCAUGGCUUGAUUCAUACUUUGAACACAAAUACGGAAAAGGCCGAUUUGAAGCAGUGGUUGUACCUUCCCUGGACUCUGAAGAUACCUGGAAGGCGAUUGUCCAAGGAGUGUCUGGAAUCGCGCAUAUAGCAUCAGAUCUUUCAAUGAACCCAGAUGCCAAGGCGGUUAUUCCUUGGGUGGUAAAUGCCACUCUUAAUGCUCUGCAGGCAGCAUCUGGGCAACCCUCUGUAAAGCGAGUUGUUUUAACGUCAUCAUCUGCCGCGGCUUUCAUAUCUCAGCCAAAUGUGAAGGGUAUAACUGUAGAUGCAGACACUUGGAAUGAUGCUGCUGUUAAAGCCGCCUGGGAUGAUAGCCUUCCCGAUGAGGAGAGAGCUUAUCACAUCUACUCUGCCUCCAAGACUCUAAGCGAGCGAGAAGCUUGGGGUUGGGUCAGGAAGAACCACCCUUCUUUUGGAUUCAACACCAUUGUUCCAAACACAAAUUAUGGUAGAGUGCUCUGCCCCGAAAUCAGCGGCUCAACUAUGACAUGGACGGGAGUCCUUCUCGAAGGAGAUGAUACAGUGAUCCGUAAAUUUCCCCCCCAAUGGUUUGUUGAUGUCGAGGAUACUGCUCGCCUCCAUGUCAUAGCAUUAUUGGAUCCGACUGUAGAAUCCGAGAGAAUAUUUGCGUUUGCAGAAAAGUUUAAUUGGAAUGACAUUGUUAGGAUACUCAAGGAACUUCGUCCAGACAAUAGAAGCAUUCCAGAUCCCCCGGGAAACGAAGGUCGAGAUCUGAGUGAAAUCGUUCUAGCACCAAAGGCGGAAAAAAUGAUCCAGACCUUCUUCGGACGGCGAGGUUGGGUUGGACUGAAGGAGAGCCUUGCCGCAGGAAUUGAAGGUCGCUGGUGAAAAGUCUCUUGGAUUUACUUUACUACAACGGCAUCUGGAACUUUAUGAUACUAGUAUAAAGAUGAUCCCUCAAACCUAUAGGAGCCACAAGAGAUAACU
This is a messenger RNA of Talaromyces proteolyticus, 1545 nucleotides long. RefSeq lists its product as uncharacterized. NCBI's taxonomy places the organism in Eukaryota, Fungi, Ascomycota, Eurotiomycetes, Eurotiales, Trichocomaceae. The transcript is spliced from 5 exons. Gene Ontology annotation, molecular function: oxidoreductase activity, acting on the CH-OH group of donors, NAD or NADP as acceptor. The record is from RefSeq and is a predicted model, not a curated record. The coding region runs from base 421 to 1446 and encodes 341 amino acids.